This is a messenger RNA of Colletotrichum higginsianum IMI 349063, 459 nucleotides long. Its product is annotated as RNA recognition domain-containing protein. The coding region runs from base 1 to 459 and encodes 152 amino acids. The transcript is spliced from 2 exons. NCBI's taxonomy places the organism in Eukaryota, Fungi, Ascomycota, Sordariomycetes, Glomerellales, Glomerellaceae. The record is from RefSeq and is a predicted model, not a curated record. Gene Ontology annotation, molecular function: RNA binding.
AUGACGGACUCCGCGCGCUGGAAGGCGACCGUGUUCGUGGGUGGGCUGGCUUCGAUCGUGACGGCCUCCAACGUCCACGAUGCCUUCAUCCCCUUUGGCGAAAUCGCCGAUGUGUCGCUGCCGAAAAACGACAAGCCGAACUCAACCGACCCUCACAGGGGCUUCGCCUACGUUGAGUAUGAAGACGCGGAGGAUGCCAAAGAAGCCAUCGACAACAUGGAUCAGUCCGAGUUCUUCGGACGAGUCAUCAAAGUAUCAGCCGCCAAGGUGCCGAAGAGCGCAGACGAGGGUCUCGGAAGCAAGAAGGCUGUUUGGGAACGGGAGGGAUGGCUGGCAGAACAUGCCAUGGGUGAUGAAGAAAGGCUCGCAGAAGAGCAAACUACUGAGAUUGAAGUGCGUGGAGACGACCCCAUGCAAGGUCUGGAGGGACUUGACGUCGCCGGACCAAGGCCGGAGUGA